GCGAAGGGGAUCUCUUCACCGGGUUUCUGGCAAGCCCUUUUUUCCCGUUUCCUUACCGCCAACCUAUAGUAUGUCCCCUGUGCCUUGUCCACUGGAUCCGGCCGGCGGGCUCGUCAGCGGCCCGUCGCCGGCGGCGCCUGCUUCACCUCCCUCCUCGGCCGACUUCCUCUCCGAGUCGGAUCUCAGUUCCUCCAUGACAGAUCUCCCGCCGCUGGUUGAGGCCAGCUCCUCCUCCUGCUCGGAUGAUGAUGAUGAUGAUGACAUCCCUGCGCCGGACCUGCUGCUGGCGCCGGUUGUCAGCCACAGCAUUGGCGUGGACCUGCCAAUCAUCUCCGAGCGCCAGGCCCGGCUUGAUAGCCUGUUGGCCCAUAGGCCGACAGUCGACGACCUGGUCCGGCGGAACCUCCUGACUCGCGCGGCCACCGAUGUUGCGCCGGCCGUGCGAGCUACUCUCUCCGCGCUGGAGCGCUCCCAAACCGAGCGCGCGCUGAUGUGGGCACUGGAGCACCGGCUCCCCCGGUCGCGCCUCGUCGAGCUGAACAUGCUCAACGAUAUCGACGCCGAUCCACAGGCACCCUCGCGCCGAGGAAGCAUCCCCAGCAGCAGCCGGCCCACCUGUCCGAAGAAGCUGGCCGAGCUGGCCGGUCAGAGGGACAUCCUGAAUUCCCUCGACAGGAAGCUGCGUCUGCGCCCCUCGCGUGACAUGCUUAUCGAGCAUAACUACCUGAAGGUCGGCCAGCCGGAGAUGAUUCUGGCCCGUGAAAAGCUCCAGCGGCAGCUGACCGUGCGCAGCCUGAGUGCCUCGCUGCAAACGCGCCACGAGCCACCCUCGCGGAUCCUGACACCGACUGAGUCCGAAACUUCGCUCUCGGCCUUCGAUUCCACCACCUGCGAGGAUGGCGCCGGCACGGAAAUCCCCCCCGCCGGCCUGACUGAAGCCAGCUCCGUGAACACUGACGGCUCGCUGGCCCCCUCUUCCCAGCAUUUGACCCCCCUGCGGCCAUUCAGCCUGCCGGCCACGGCCACGCGCUCCGGCCUGGCUCGACGCAUCCGCGAAACACAGCGCAUCCUGGCGGCACAGCAUGCCGAGGUGGCCCCCGGUGCCGGGUCCGCCAGCCGGGGCAUCAUCCCCUGGCCCCAGCCCGGGACUACUCCCCCCUCGGCGGCAGUGGCCUAUGCCAUUGCCAACUCCCACAACUACGCCAAUGCCCAUCACAUGGUGGUCGGCAAUCCGGCGGCCGAGCGCAAGCUCAAUCACCUGCGCACCCUGCGCAAGGAGGGCCGCUUCGUGUGCAGCCAUUGUGGCGGCGAGGACCAUCGUGGCCGGGAUCUCGCCUCCCCGCGGUACUCCUACACGGAGUUCUUCAGUGAGAGCGAGUGGGUUCCGAUCCCGGGGCAGCCUGGUGACGACCCGGCCGAUGCCUUCUUCCACCAUCACCACCAUGGUGGGCGGCAUUCCUUCCCCGGUGCCGGGGUCGAGCCGGCCUCCGAGUAUGCCACCCCGCUGCGGCGGCCCUUCCACCACCCGGAAGCGCGUGCGCGGCAGCUUUGCAACCCCUGCUUUGGGGUUUGCGUUUGCGGGCAGGCGGCUCCACGGGCAUUUGCCAAUCUGCCGGCCGUCGUGGAGGUUUCCAGUGGGCUGGCCACUCCGGGCACCGCUGUCGAGGGGGUAAUUGGCGUGCCCCCGGCCGAGGCGGACACCCUGGGUUGCGACAAUUGCGGGUCCCUGGCCCCGCGGUGCGGUCCGGCCAGUGUGGCCUGGUGGCCGGCCCCCUCGCAUCCGCAGCCCCGGUCACAUAUGGACAUCGAACGCCGGCGUAAUGAGCAGCUGGACUAUGCGGCACAGUGUGACGCGGAAUUCCGCCGUCUGCAGGCGGCUGGCCAGUUGCCGGCCGUGGUGGACGGGCGUCCCCGUACCGGGCGCCGUGUGCGCUUCCUCGGGAUUGAUGUCGACCCGGCUGGGCCCCAUCCUGGCUCGGCAUCGGCCUUGUCUUCCGGUGCUCUGAGUGAUGGCUCGGAGGCUGGCGAUGAGGGGGAUGCUGGAUCCGGCGAGGAGGUGGAUGUGGUGUCGGUUCGGCCGGUCGGCGCCGGGCGGCCGCUCUUCAGCACGGCCACCGCCUUCGCGGCCUUCAGCCCGUAUGCCGCCGGAGCCGGGACCCUCGACGAGGAGGGCCCGCAUUCGGAUCCGCGGGCCAUCAGCGGAGUGCGCUACUUUGCGCGGUAUCGCUUCCGGAAUUGCUUCAAUGACGAUUGCUACCUGCUGGAUUCCCGCAUGUACGACGACAUCGAGGGCGAGGAGGCAUUCGAGAGUGCCCUGCUCGAGGCGGACAAGGCCGCAUCGGACUUCCGAGUUCGUCGACGCGAGGAGAUGGCGGCUGCCGGCGGCCGGCGCUCUGUCUCGCUGCCGGAGGAGGACGACUCAUCCAUGCACUGUGCCUCUGACAGUGACACCGACGCCGAUGACACGUACUACUAUCACCACCAGAUCAGCCAGCGUCUUUUGGCGGCGGCCGAGUGCUGGCCCCAGGCCGGGGCCAGUGUCUCGGAGGAGGAGGAGGAGGCCGAGCCGGCGGAGGAGGAUGACGAGGCGGCUGCCGGGCACCAUGGCGAUGCCCAGCCCCAGCAGCCGGCCACAGCCAGUGUGUCGCCCACUGAGGCGGUGGCCAGCCUGGCGGAUGGCGAUGUCCCUCCCAUGUCGCCGACGGUGGGGGAUGAUGAUCUCCCGCCGCUGGUGCUGGUCGAGUACUCCGACGAGGACACCACCGACUUUGAUGUCGAGGCCCGGGCCAGCUCCGGUGCCGAUGGUGGCAAACAGCAGGCUGUCGAUGAUACCGAUGGCGAUGCUGAUGACGACGGCGAUGACGACGACCACGACGACCACGACGACGACGAUGAUGAUGAUGAUGACAGUGAGCAGUAUCUCACCUGCAGCGUCGGGCAUGAUGACCUGAAUGCCGCCGACUCGGGCUCGGCCGGUGGCUACUUCCCGCCGGACAACGAAUGCGAGUUCUUCCCCGUGGAGAAUCCCGCCCUGCGGGCCUCCAUCCCGGGGGUCGGGGUUUUCCUGGAGUCGGAAAUGCCGCCGAGCCCCAUCGUUGACCCGGCCACGCAGCAGGUUUCCUUCUCGGAGGACAUCAUGCUUAGCAUCCCGGUGGUGCACUAUUACCGGGGGUUCCACUUCCUGGAGCCGGAUCAUGACGGGAAUGUCUUUGCCAUUGCGCUGGAUGCCACUCGUCGGAAUGGUGACCACCUGCUGAACUCGACGCGCGUGUACUUGCAUGACCCGCGUAAGGCGCUGUUCUACUUUGCCGAUCGGGGAGCAGGCAAGGUCUUCUGCUAUGAUCCGCGCUCGGGGCUGACCAUCUCCAUCUAAAUGAGGAUGACCCUGCCCGGCCUUUGUGCCAUGUCUCCCCACAUCCCCUCCCCUUCCUUCACCUCCUGGGGCCGUUCCUUGCACACACUCUUGGCCCCUCGCCCCCCUCCUCCUCUCCUCCCUCCCCCCCCCUCAUCUUGGCGAGAGGGGUUCUAGAUUCCCCCCUCUCUCCGUCCCUUGUAGUUUAUGAUCAUGUCGCGUCUUCCCUUUUCUCCUUCACUCCGCGUCCGCCUCCUCCCUCCUCCCCCCCCUCCUCCUAGACUGCGCACGCUAGGUGCGCCAGUCAGCCACCCCUGUGUGCACGGUGUAGCCCUCUCGGCCUGCGCCGUCUCCCCUCCUUGCCUCUUGUUCCAAACGUGGCGUCCCCUCUUUUUUUUUUGUAAUCCCCUGUCACCAUGUAUAUACACCCCUUUCAAGCCA
Fonticula alba is the source of this 3793-nucleotide messenger RNA. RefSeq lists its product as hypothetical. The transcript has 7 exons. Bases 71 to 3373 code for a protein of 1100 amino acids. Lineage: Eukaryota; Rotosphaerida; Fonticulaceae. The record is from RefSeq and is a predicted model, not a curated record.